Molecule: messenger RNA, 1893 nt
Organism: Polistes dominula (European paper wasp)
Lineage: Eukaryota; Metazoa; Arthropoda; Insecta; Hymenoptera; Vespidae
Gene: Gdi
Product: GDP dissociation inhibitor
Biological process (GO): small GTPase-mediated signal transduction; vesicle-mediated transport; protein transport
Cellular component (GO): cytoplasm
Molecular function (GO): Rab GDP-dissociation inhibitor activity
Source: RefSeq, a predicted model, not a curated record
UCUUCCGUUCCGGCAUAAUAGUCGUGCGAGUUGGCAGCCACGAGAGCUUAUUGUCGCGACCAUUUUAUCUCCUAUACCUUGAUAAAACUUCCAAACGGUAACACCUCUUUACUCCAAAGUUUUCUUUUUAACCGUUUCCCUUCCCCUGGACCCCUCUAAGUUCCUCGCACCUAAAUUAAAAGGAAUCAAACCGUCAACUUGUCAUAUAUAUAUAUAUAUUGUCACAAUUAAAAGGAUCCUCCUUUCUUAGAUUUGUAUAAGAAAGAAGAAGAAGAAAAGUAAAGUAAUAAGAAAGUAAAGAAAAACGUCAUCAUUUUUGUCAAAAUAAUACUACCGUGUAACAAAGAGAAACAAACGUCAAGAUGAAUGAAGAAUACGACGCGAUUGUUCUUGGGACCGGCUUAAAGGAAUGCAUCCUAUCUGGUAUGUUAUCGGUUAGUGGAAAAAAGGUACUCCACGUAGACCGCAACAAGUAUUAUGGUGGUGAAUCGGCCUCCAUAACACCAUUGGAAGAUCUAUUCGCCAAAUUCAAAGCACCACCACCAGAUGAAAGUUAUGGACGUGGUAGAGAUUGGAAUGUCGAUCUUAUACCUAAAUUCUUGAUGGCCAAUGGUCUCCUUGUGAAAUUAUUGAUUCAUACCGGUGUGACACGUUAUUUGGAAUUUAAAUCGGUAGAAGGAUCUUAUGUGUAUAAAUCUGGAAAGAUUUCUAAAGUACCAAUCGAUCAACAAGAAGCUUUGUCCAGUGAUUUGAUGGGUAUCUUUGAGAAAAGACGUUUUCGCAAUUUUCUUAUAUGGGUGCAAAAUAUGAAGGAGGAUGAUCCUAGAACUUGGGAAGGAUUUGAUCCCUUUAGUAGCCAAAUGUGUGCACUUUAUCAUAAAUUUAACCUUGAUAAAAAUACUCAAGAUUUUACGGGUCAUGCAUUAGCUUUAUACAGGGACGACGAAUACAUAACUAAAAGUGCGAUAAUAACAAUAAGGAGAAUUAAAUUGUAUAGCGAUAGUUUAGCACGCUAUGGCAAAUCACCAUAUUUAUAUCCUAUGUAUGGCCUCGGUGAACUACCUCAAGGUUUUGCACGACUUAGCGCCAUUUACGGGGGUACGUACAUGUUGGAUAAACCAAUUGAUGAAAUUGUCAUGAAGGACGGUAAGGUAGUUGGUGUACGUUCUGGAGACGAAGUAGCUCAAUGUAAACAAGUAUUUUGUGAUCCUACUUAUGUACCUGAUCGCGUGAAGAAAGUUGGCCAAGUAAUAAGAUGUAUCUGCCUUUUGGAUCAUCCGAUACCAAAUACUGGUGAUGCCCUUUCAACGCAGAUUAUCAUUCCGCAGAAACAGGUGAAUCGUAAUUCGGACAUCUACGUUUCUUUGGUAUCGCAUACUCAUCAAGUAGCCGCUAAAGGAUGGUUCAUAGCUAUGGUGUCAACCACUGUUGAAACUAAAAAUCCCGAACAAGAGAUUCAACCAGGAUUGGAUUUACUUGGACCGAUAAGACAAAAAUUUGUUUCCAUAUCUGAUUACAUGGAAACUACCGACGAUGGUUGCGAUAGUCAAAUUUUUAUUUCUAGAAGUUACGAUGCUACAACGCAUUUUGAAACUACCUGUUUAGACGUACUCGAUAUAUUCAAACGUGCAACUGGCGAGGAAUUUGAUUUCAACAAAGUUAAACAAGAAUUAGGAGAUGAGGAUCAGUAACCGUAAUAAAAUACGCUUUUUAUGAUGAUGAUGAUGAUGAUGAUGAUGAUGAUGAUGAUGAUGAUAUUGUCCAUUAAUCGAGAAACAAAAUUCUAACUAUCAAAGUCUCUAAGUAAUUUAAUCGGACAUUUAUAUCUCUUACCGACUGUGUCGGUUGUCAAGGUCUUAAAGCAAAUACAUACUGAGCAUGUAAUACUUGCGA